This is a messenger RNA of Paramormyrops kingsleyae, 2119 nucleotides long. The record is from RefSeq and is a predicted model, not a curated record. NCBI's taxonomy places the organism in Eukaryota, Metazoa, Chordata, Actinopteri, Osteoglossiformes, Mormyridae.
GCUAAGUCGCUAACGGCACCGGAUGUUUUGGAUACUUGCUCUGAAAACGUACAAUUCGGUAUAUGAUGAAGGUUUCCUUAUAGUUUUUUUCUUUCUUUGUAUCGAUAUGCGAAUUUGAUUAACUGACGAACAACGUAACGGUAACUUGCUAUUACAUGUAAAUAUAGAUAAUUUAUUUAAUAACUACUUUGUAUUAAGUUUGCUGGUUGAGAGUACACACCUUGAAGCACCUUUUUCCGCGAUCAUUAUCACUUUCACAUGUGCAUUUCCGGGUAUCCGGUUGAACAAGGGAACAAUAAAUGGGAAAAUAUAAGCGCUACUAUUAAGCAAUACAAGUCUUUGGAGAGCCUGGGUGCAGUGACUGCCAUUUUUGUUUCUUCAGAAUCACAGCGGCGUUUUCUAGCAUGUUUCUAAUUUCUGUGGGCCGACAAGAUCUACUGCCCUCGUUUUCGCACUCAUUGCCUGUUCAACUUUGGUAGCCGGUAGGAGGGCGAGAUUCAAGGAAAUGGCGUCUGGCCCUCCGUCGAACUUCUCCUGGGUCGAGCCAGGUAAGCUGGCCGGUCUGGCAAUGCCCCGCAUGCCCGGCCAUUAUCAGUACCUGCUGGACAACGGCAUCCAGCACCUGAUCAGCCUCUCGGAGAGGAAACCUCCCUAUCAUGACACCUGCCCAAAGUUAACGCUACAUCACAUCAAAAUAGACGACUUUUGCCCGCCUAGGGAUGACCAGAUCGAUAGGUUCCUGUCCAUCGUUGAGGAUGCUAACGCCAAGGGACAGGGUGUGGCCGUCCACUGUCUUCAUGGCUACGGGAGAACAGGGACCAUGCUGGCCUGCUACCUGGUGAAGAAGAAGAAGAUCAGCGGCGUGGAGGCCAUCAGCGAGAUCCGGCGGCUGCGUCGCGGGUCCAUCGAGACCCACGAGCAAGAGAAAGCAGUGGUGCAGUUUCACAGCCGCACCAAAUAGAGGGCGAGACGGACAUGUGGGAGGGCUGUGAGUCACCGAGGAGCAUUUUCAUCCAGCCAGAUUUGCUAAGUAAACAAUUUAAACAAAUGACAAGUUAGAUGGGUUUGGCACUGUGUUCUCACAAGAUUUAUGUGGGUAAAUAUUUUGAUGAAAUUUCAUAUACAUUUCUUAAUAUUGAAUAUUCUUAUUCAGAGCGGCUUCAGUUGAAUUUUACAGCAAAAUACAAUUAGUAAAAAACACAAUAAUAAUACAGAAAAACAGUAUACUUGCUUGGUCAUAGCAAUAUGAAUUACACUUUAUCUGGUGAAUAAGUGGUCUUGUGUAUUGGGGAAAACUGAGAUAUUGUUAUAGCAGGGAACACACCACAUGCCUUUUAACAGAAUGUGGAUUCAAAAUGAUGAAAAAUUAAAAUUCAUUUUAAGUGCAGCUUUUACAGUAAUAGUUGUAUAAUUUUAUUGUUCGUGAUCCUGAUUUUCUGUAGUGUCUAUAUAAUCUAUGUAAUGUAAAAAUGAAAAAAUACAGAAAAAUAUAAAAAUGUUAAAAUCAAAAGUCGUUAAUUAUAUACACAACACAGUCUAGAUUAAAGAAAAACAGCCAGCCCACUUCAGUAAGCUGCAGUCUACUAUACUACUAAAGUCAGAUUAAAUUUGGGUCUCAAAAUUAUCAAGGUCCCCUGCACUGGUUUGCUAGCCAAUAUUUAAAAUGUAUAUGUAUUUAAUGUAUUUUAGUUAAACUAUAACGCACAAUUUUUAAAAUCUAAACAUAAUGUACAUAUCCAGGCAACUGCUAAACUAACAGAAUUACAGCUAUCUUGCUUUUAUUAAUGGAUUUAAAUAAUCUGCAAAAGUUGAAAUGUUUUGUUCUUCUCUUGUAACUAAAUUACUUGCCUGGAUCUUAGUUUUGUGUAAAAGUUUAAGUGAAGCUUCACUGCAGUAUUUUCACGGGGAAACUCAGAUUAAUGGGAUAUGUUUUCACAAGCACUAGAUUUUGUGAUCUUCAGACCCUUGUUCAAAAUAAAUCAUGUGAAAUGGUACAUUAUGAUAUACAAGGCCUGCCUUUAUAACUGCUUGAGGCCUGCCUUUAUAAAUGCCUGCUCUGAUAUGUAACUGAAGUGGAAUGUUUACGUGAAAAUAGGACAAUAGCAUUUUACUUGAAUCA